AUUUUCUCCUUUCUCAUAUGCCUUCAGAUCGCCGACCUACUCCAUAAGGAGUACGAUCUGCCGCGUGACCUGGCCACCGAAGUCAGCACCACCUUCCUGACGUCCUACCGGCGCUGCCCGGACAAUCCGGACGUUCCCCUCGCUCAGUGGCGCAUCCAGCUGUGGGAGGACGCCCUCCCGAGUGGCCGCAAACAUCUGGCCGCCCUGGUGUAUCCCCGAUGGGUCGAGUACCGAACCCGUUACCUGGCCCCCAGUCCCGAGAUCAUCUCCAUGCUGCAGACCCUCCGGCUCCAGUACCUGCUGGGGAUCGUCACCAACGGGCCGUCGGCUUCCCAGUGGGAAAAGAUAGACAGGUUGGCUUUGGGUCGCUUUUUCGAUUGUAUUCUAGUUUCCUCAGAUCUGCCGUGGGCCAAACCGGAUCGGAACAUCUUCUACGCCGCCUGUCAUUAUCUGGGGGUGCGGCCGGAAGAAUGUGCCAUGAUCGGUGACAAGCUGGAGACCGACAUUCAGGGUGGCCUUGAGUCGCGGCUUGCUGCCACCAUUUGGCUUCCGCUGCCGAAGGACCUUCGGCUGAUGCACGACAAGAGCCUCGCCGAUAUGGGCGGUCUGGCCCAUCCCGAUUACAUCGUGGAAAGUGUGCUGGAUCUGCCGUCGGUGCUACCGUUGAUGACCUCCUUUUGUGGGCAACGCUGCCGGCCGGUUCAGGAGCGGAGGGGUUCGAAAUCGUACAUCCCAAAGACGACCCGCAAUCGACAGGCCAGCUACAACCGGUUCCUGCCGGACGUUCCGGAUCUGUACAGCUCGAGUAGCAACUCUUGCGACAGUAACGGCACGAUGGAUAGUCAGUAGGAAGGUUGUGGGCAUUUGAAGGAGGGAAAGAACCUCGAAUAAGACGAGAUAUUGCAACUGUGCCAUGUGCACCAGUAUCCUAAUCAAGGUACACAGUGAUUCACAUCAUUAGUUUGAUAAUUUUUGUGAGCUCCAGAGAUUUAUUUUAUUUUUUUACUAAAAAAAUAGUAAAGUUUUAAAUUUUUGAUUAGAUUGACC
This is a messenger RNA of Aedes albopictus (Asian tiger mosquito), 1047 nucleotides long. RefSeq names its product N-acylneuraminate-9-phosphatase. Gene Ontology annotation, molecular function: N-acylneuraminate-9-phosphatase activity. The transcript is spliced from 2 exons. Gene Ontology annotation, biological process: N-acetylneuraminate biosynthetic process; dephosphorylation. NCBI's taxonomy places the organism in Eukaryota, Metazoa, Arthropoda, Insecta, Diptera, Culicidae. The record is from RefSeq and is a predicted model, not a curated record. The annotation marks the transcript as partial.